AUGUCAGCCUUCUUCCACCCUCAACCACCACCAUCCCCAACAACAGCACGCAUUGCCAUUGUCGGCACCGGCAGCGUUGGGUCAACCAUCGCGUACGCCCUCCUGCAUGGGUCACAGUAUUCUGACCUCCUGCUCGUUGAUGUGAACUCCAGCAAGCGAGACGCACAAGUGCGUGAUCUUUCGGACGCGGCCUGCGCAGAAGGAAGUAGCACCCGCAUGAGAUGCGCAACGUUGCGAGAUGCCGCCGGUUGCGAUGUCGUCGUCAUUGCCGCAGGUGUGAAGCGACGGAGAGCCGAAACAAGAGUCCAACAACUCGAGCGCACGACCGCCAUCCUCCGUCACAUCAUCGACGGGAUGAAACCGUUUCUCCUCCCCUCGACUAUCCUUUUGAUCGUGUCAAAUCCCGUGGAUGUCCUCACCACGCUGGCGCUCAAGCUGACAAGCCUGCCAAGCUCCCAGGUUCUAGGUCUGGGAACGUACCUCGAUACAGUUAGGUUACGGAGAAUCAUAGCCGAAGAGCUAAAAAUCUCCCCGCAGACCAUCCACGCCGACGUCCUAGGCACAAACAACGACAGCCCGCAAGCCGGAUCCCCUGCCUGCUCCACGGCCGUCAUUUGCGGCCUCCCCCUCCCCGAGUCUAACGCCACCACCGAUGCCGAUCUGGCGGCCCGAUCCUGGAAAGAAUGCCACCUGAUCGCCACUGUAAAAGGCGCGCCGAUAAUCAGCGUCGCGUCAUCAGUCGCGCGCAUCAUCUCCGCCAUUAUAUAUGACAACAAGGCGCCGGUACCGUUGUUUGGACGCAUGCCGGACCACGCCACUGCCCUACCGCUGGGACCCAUGCCUAUCAACCAUUUCCAGGAGAAGCUAGGCUGUUGCGUCAGUCUGCCUGCGUUGCUGGGCCGCCAGGGCGUUGUCCGGACGGUGCAAGUGAAGCUGGAGGAGCGGGAGGAGAAGAAACUGGCCAGGGCGGCAGUGAGCGUGAGAGAGACGGUGGAGAGAUUGAUGGGGGAGGGCACUAUAGGUGGCAAGGAGGAGGAAUGA
Messenger RNA from Cladophialophora yegresii CBS 114405, 1041 nucleotides. RefSeq lists its product as uncharacterized. Lineage: Eukaryota; Fungi; Ascomycota; Eurotiomycetes; Chaetothyriales; Herpotrichiellaceae. The transcript is spliced from 3 exons. Bases 1 to 1041 code for a protein of 346 amino acids. The record is from RefSeq and is a predicted model, not a curated record. Gene Ontology annotation, molecular function: oxidoreductase activity, acting on the CH-OH group of donors, NAD or NADP as acceptor. Gene Ontology annotation, biological process: carboxylic acid metabolic process.